Molecule: messenger RNA, 9956 nt
Organism: Solenopsis invicta (red fire ant)
Lineage: Eukaryota; Metazoa; Arthropoda; Insecta; Hymenoptera; Formicidae
Gene: beta-Spec
Product: spectrin beta chain
Exons: 13
Coding region: 364-7548 (2394 amino acids)
Biological process (GO): neuron development; actin cytoskeleton organization
Cellular component (GO): cell junction; cell projection; plasma membrane
Molecular function (GO): actin filament binding; structural constituent of cytoskeleton; phospholipid binding
Source: RefSeq, a predicted model, not a curated record
GUACGCGCGCGCGCACACGUACGUUCCUCGUCUCAUUUUUUCCGAUUUUCCGACCGUGUCGACCGGGCGGCACAGCGGGUAACAGCCAGCGAUAGAGCGCGCGCGGCGAGGCGCCGCUUUUUGCACGAAGGGACUAGCUGCGGCGGCGUAGGUGCGCGCCGCGCGCCGCUCAGUCGGUUGCGCGCCGGUCGAGUGUGUGGACGGGUGGAUUGGUGUUGGAUCGUUAUUUGGUGGUAUUUUGGUGUACCGGGCCGGGACUUUUAUGCGAGUUGCGUGGCAGGACGGUGCCGCGGGGUGUCCUUACGCGAGGGUACACCCUUUUUAAGGGUUCGGCAGAAGUGAGCUGUUGGUCUGAUUGACAAAAUGACGACCGACAUCUCGGUAGUGCGCGGGGGUUGGGACCCCACGCUACAACAAGAGAUUGUCGACGAGUACGAAUACGACGGGGGAAACUCGAGUUCGAGACUUUUCGAACGGUCACGCAUCAAGGCACUAGCUGGUGAGCGUGAAUUAGUGCAAAAGAAGACCUUCCAGAAAUGGGUCAACUCCCACUUAGUCCGAUGUUCGUGCCGAAUCGGCGAUCUGUACGUCGAUCUACGAGACGGCAAGAUGCUGAUAAGGCUGUUAGAGAUCUUGUCGGGUGAGCGUCUGCCGCGCCCUACCAAGGGCAAGAUGCGCAUUCAUUGCCUGGAGAACGUUGAGAAGGCGCUGCAAUUCUUGCGCGAGCAGAGGGUACACCUGGAGAACAUGGGAUCCCACGACAUCGUCGACGGAAAUCCGCGUCUGAGCUUGGGUCUCAUUUGGACUAUAAUUCUGCGAUUCCAGAUUCAGGACAUCACAAUCGAAGAGACAGAUAAUCAGGAGACCAAGUCCGCCAAGGACGCGUUAUUAUUAUGGUGUCAAAUGAAGACUGCGGGUUAUCACAACGUGAACGUAAGAAAUUUCACGACAUCGUGGCGGGACGGUUUGGCGUUCAAUGCGAUCAUACACAAACACCGUCCAGAUUUGAUUCAGUUCGACAAGCUUUCCAAGUCGAACGCGAUCUACAACCUUAACAAUGCCUUCAACGUCGCGGAGGACAAACUCGGCCUCACGAAGCUACUGGAUGCCGAGGAUAUCUUUGUCGAUCAUCCGGACGAAAAGUCCAUCAUAACAUACGUCGUCACGUAUUAUCACUAUUUCUCAAAGAUGAAACAGGAGACCGUGCAAGGUAAGAGAAUCGGCAAAGUAGUCGGUAUCGCGAUGGAGAAUGACCGUAUGAUAAACGAGUACGAGAGUCUUACUAGCGAUCUGCUGCGCUGGAUCGAGGCUACGAUAGAGGCGCUUGGUGAUCGCAGAUUUGCCAAUUCCCUGGUAGGCGUCCAAUCACAACUUUCGCAAUUUUCAAAUUAUCGCACGGUAGAAAAACCGCCCAAGUUCGUAGAAAAAGGUAAUCUUGAAGUAUUGUUGUUUACUUUACAAUCGAAGAUGCGCGCAAAUAAUCAGAAACCCUAUACGCCCAAAGAGGGUAAAAUGAUAUCCGAUAUCAAUAAGGCAUGGGAGAGACUAGAGAAAGCUGAACAUGAACGGGAAUUGGCUCUGCGCGAAGAACUGAUUCGACAAGAGAAAUUGGAGCAGUUAGCAGCUAGAUUUAACCGAAAGGCUAGCAUGCGCGAGACAUGGUUGUCGGAAAAUCAGCGAUUGGUAUCGCAGGAUAACUUUGGCUUUGAUCUCGCUGCCGUGGAAGCCGCUGCGAAGAAACACGAAGCUAUAGAGACUGACAUCUUUGCCUAUGAAGAACGUGUGCAAGCCGUCAUGGCAGUCUCGCACGAGCUCGAGAUGGAGAAGUAUCAUGACAUCGAGCGCAUUAACGCUCGUAAGGACAAUGUAUUGCGACUUUGGAACUAUCUUCUGGAAUUACUGCGCGCCAGGCGGAUGCGUCUGGAACUCUCUUUGCAGCUGCAGCAAAACUUCCAGGAGAUGUUGUAUAUAUUGGACAGUAUGGAGGAGAUCAAGUUGCGACUAUUGACAGACGAUUACGGCAAACAUUUAAUGGGCGUGGAGGAUCUGUUGCAAAAGCACUCUCUCGUCGAAGCAGAUAUCAAUGUGCUCGGCGAAAGAGUCAAGGCCGUUGUUCAGCAGAGCCAGAGAUUCCUAGAGCAGGGAGAAGGCUAUCGACCAUGCGAUCCGGCCAUCAUCGUCGAACGCGUGCAACAAUUAGAGAACGCGUACUCCGAGUUGGUGCGGUUAGCGAUCGAGCGUCGUACCAGGCUCGAGGAAUCUCGGAAGCUCUGGCAAUUUUAUUGGGAUAUGGCCGACGAGGAGAAUUGGAUAAAGGAGAAAGAACAGAUCGUAUCCACGGGCGACAUCGGUCACGAUUUGACCACCAUUAAUCUGUUAUUGUCCAAACACAAAGCAUUGGAGAACGAGAUACAGUCGCAUGAGCCGCAAUUUAUGUCCGUCGCAGCGGUCGGCGACGAAUUAGUUCGGCAACAACAUUUCGGCUCCGACCGUAUUCAGGAGAGACUUCAGGAGAUUCUCGCUAUGUGGAAUCAUCUACUGGAUCUCGCGGCUUUCAGAAGACAACGGCUUGUAGAGGCUGUUGACUAUCACCAGCUUUUCGCAGAUGCGGACGACAUAGACAUCUGGAUGUUGGACACUUUACGACUUGUCUCGUCGGAGGAUGUUGGUAGAGACGAGGCAAAUGUGCAAUCGUUGUUGAAGAAACACAAGGACGUAACGGAUGAGCUUAAGAAUUAUGCCACGACUAUCGACCAGCUUCAUCAGCAGGCGUCCACAUUGGGCGAGCAGGAUGCCAAAUCACCGGAAGUUUUGGAGAGACUGACUUCGAUAGAUAACAGAUACAAGGAGCUCCUCGAGCUUGCCAAGUUGCGUAAACAGAGACUGCUCGAUGCGCUCUCGUUGUACAAAGUAUUCAGCGAGACCGACGGAGUCGAACAAUGGAUCGGCGAGAAGAACAGAAUGUUGGAUACGAUGGUGCCUGCCAAGGAUAUCGAAGAUGUCGAGAUCAUGAAACAUCGCUAUAACGGCUUUGAGAAAGAGAUGAAUGCGAACGCAUCCCGCGUUGCUGUGGUUAAUCAACUGGCCAGACAGUUGUUGCAUGUUGAACACCCGAACUCGGAACAGAUAGUCGCGCGACAAAACGAGCUGAACCAGAAAUGGGCCGAGCUGCGCGAGAAGGCGGAGGGCAAGCGCGAAGAACUGAACUCCGCACAUGGCGUGCAGACAUUCCACAUCGAAUGUCGCGAAACCGUGUCUUGGAUCGAGGAUAAAAAGCGAAUCCUGCAGCAGACUGACAAUUUGGAGAUGGAUUUGACUGGUGUGAUGACACUGCAGCGUAGAUUGAGCGGCAUGGAGCGCGAUUUAGCAGCCAUUCAGGCCAAAUUAGACGCUCUAGAGAAAGAGGCGGAAGUCAUACAGAAAGAACAUCCAGAGGAGGCUGCAGUGAUACGCGAGAGAAUUGCGCAGAUUCAUUUGAUUUGGGAACAAUUGACGCAGAUGCUGAAAGAGCGCGAUGCUAAGCUCGAGGAGGCCGGAGAUCUACAUCGGUUCUUGCGCGACCUCGAUCACUUCCAAACGUGGCUCACGAAAACACAGACCGAUGUUGCCAGCGAAGACACGCCAACCAGUCUUGCCGAUGCCGAGAAGCUGCUCACUCAGCAUCAGAACAUCAAGGAGGAGAUCGACAAUUACACCGACGAUUAUCAGAAGAUGAUGGAGUACGGCGAACGGCUGACGGCGGAAGCCGGCGAUGGCGACACACAAUACAUGUUCUUACGCGAGAGAUUGAACGCACUAAAGAUGGGCUGGGAAGAAUUGCAUCAGAUGUGGGUAAAUCGUCAGAAUUUACUAUCCAACUCCCUGAAUCUACAAGUAUUCGAUCGAGACGCGCGUCAAGCGGAGGUGCUUCUAUCGCAACAGGAACAUAUUCUUGCCAAGGACGAAACGCCGACGAACUUCGAGCAAGCAGAGCACAUGAUCAAGCGACACGAGGCCUUCAUGACCACCAUGGACGCCAACGACGAGAAAAUCAAUUCGGUCGUGCAAUUUGCCGGGCGUUUGGUCGAUGAGGGACACUUUGCAGCUGAUAAGGUUAAGAAGAAGGCCGAGAACAUCAAUGAUCGUCGGCGAAUUAAUCGCGAGAAGGCCAAUCAACUUAUGGAGAAACUCAAGGAUCAGCUUCAGCUGCAGAUGUUCCUGCAAGAUUGUGAAGAACUUGGUGAAUGGGUACAAGAGAAACAUAUCACUGCUCAGGAUGAGACAUACAGAAGCGCGAAGACUAUUCAUAGCAAGUGGACUCGUCAUCAAGCAUUCGAAGCAGAAAUCGCCAGCAAUAAAGACCGCCUGCAGCAAUUGCAGCAAGCCGCAGACGAAUUGAUUCAACAGAAACCAGAUUUGACCGAGAUUAUUAAACCGAAGGUAACCGAAUUGGCGGAACAAUUUGUCGAUCUGGAAACUACUACUCACGAUAAGGGCGAGCGAUUGUUCGAUUCAAAUCGCGAGGUGUUGAUACACCAAACCUGUGAUGAUAUCGAUUCUUGGAUGAAUGAGCUAGAGAAACAGAUAGAGAGCACCGAUACCGGUUCCGAUCUGGCAUCCGUAAAUAUAUUGAUGCAGAAACAACAGAUGAUCGAGACUCAAAUGGCGGUGAAAGCGAAACAGGUUACCGAGCUAGAUAAACAGGCGGAACACUUGCAACGCACAGUACCCGAUGACAAGAUGGAGGAGAUCAAAUGCAAAAAAGAGAAAGUUGCCCAAAGAUUUGCCCAGCUCAAGGCACCGCUCGUUGAUCGUCAACGGCAGCUCGAGAAAAAGAAAGAGGCUUUUCAAUUCCGACGCGAUGUCGAGGAUGAGAAGUUAUGGAUCGCUGAGAAGAUGCCGCAGGCAACUAGCAACGAGUAUGGAAACUCGCUAUUUAACGUUCAUAUGCUAAAAAAGAAGAAUCAAUCAUUGCGCACGGAAAUUGAGAAUCACGAGCCUAGGAUCAAUUUGGUGUGUAAUAACGGGCAGAAACUGAUUAACGAGGGACAUGAAGAUAGUCCCGAAUUCCAGAAAUUGAUAUCCGAAUUAACGGAGAAGUGGCGCGAGUUGAAGGACGCAGUCGAUGAUAGAAACAAGCAUCUGCUGCAAAAUGAGAAAGCGCAGCAAUACUUCUUUGACGCUACUGAGGCUGAGUCAUGGAUGAGCGAGCAAGAACUGUAUAUGAUGGUCGAGGAUCGUGGAAAGGACGAGAUUUCUGCUCAGAAUCUGAUGAAGAAACAUGAGUCGCUUGAACAUGCGGUUGAAGAUUACGCGGAAACGAUUCGUCAGCUAGGAGAGACUGCUAGGCAGCUAAUAAACGAUCAACAUCCGUUGGCCGAUCAAAUUGCCGUGAAACAGUCGCAGGUGGACAAAUUGUAUGCCGGUCUCAAGGAUUUGGCGGGCGAACGACGCGCCAAACUGGACGAGGCACUCCAGUUGUUCAUGCUGAACAGAGAAGUCGACGACCUCGAACAAUGGAUCCAGGAGAGAGAAUUGGUCGCCGGUAGUCACGAGUUGGGCCAAGAUUACGAUCACGUGACAUUGCUGUGGGAGAGAUUCAAGGAGUUCGCGCGCGACACCGAGGCGAUCGGUUCCGAACGAGUGGAGGCGGUGAAUGGCAUUGCCGAUUCUCUUAUCGCCACCGGACAUUCCGACGCAGCGACGAUUGCCGAGUGGAAGGACGGCUUAAACGAGGUCUGGCAGGAUCUGUUGGAAUUGAUCGAGACGCGCACGCAAAUGCUGGUGGCCAGUCGCGAGUUGCAUAAAUUCUUCCACGAUUGCAAGGACGUUCUCGGCAGAAUUCUGGAGAAACAAAACGCCAUGUCCGACGAAUUGGGUCGCGACGCCGGCUCGGUGUCCGCCCUCCAACGUAAACACGGCAACUUCAUUCAGGACUUGUCCACGUUACAGAAUCAGGUGACGCAGAUCGAGGAGGAAUCCGCCAAAUUGCAGGCGAGCUACGCGGGCGAUAAGGCGCGGGAGAUCACGAAUCGCGAAGCCGAGGUUGUAGCGGCGUGGAACAACUUGCAAUCGUUAUGCGAGGGCAGACGAACUAAAUUGGAGGACACCGGUGAUCUCUUCCGAUUCUUCAAUAUGGUUAGAACUCUGAUGAUCUGGAUGGACGAUGUUGUACGCCAAAUGAACACGUCCGAGAAACCGCGUGACGUCGCCGGGGUCGAAUUAUUGAUGAACAAUCAUCAGAGUUUGAAGGCGGAGAUUGAUGCCAGAGAGGAUAAUCUUAUGGCGUGCAUUAAUCUCGGAAAAGACCUGUUAGCUAGAAAUCAUUAUGCAAGCGCGCAGAUAAAGGAGAAACUGGCAGCAUUGACCGAUCACAGGAACGCACUGUUACACCGAUGGGAGGAACGUUGGGAGAACCUGCAACUCAUUUUGGAAGUUUAUCAAUUUGCUCGAGAUGCUGCAGUUGCUGAAGCAUGGUUAAUUGCUCAAGAGCCAUAUCUUAUGAGCCAAGAGCUUGGUCAUACUAUCGACGAAGUCGAGAAUUUAAUCAAGAAACACGAGGCUUUCGAAAAAUCGGCAGCUGCACAAGAAGAAAGGUUUAGUGCCUUGCACCGACUUACUACUUUCGAAUUGAAAGAAUUGAAACGACGAGAGCAAGAAAGGGAGGAAGAGGAAAGACGCAAGAAGGAGGAAGCGGCAGCAGCGGAAGCCGCGCGUUUGGCAAAGGCGACGCCUGUUACUAGUCCAGAUGAACCACCUAGCGAAAGAGCCGAAACUGACGGGACUGGAGAACGCGGAGAAGACGAGGGACACGCACAUCGCAAGGCUUCACGUACACCACAGCCUCAAGACAAGCCCAAGGAAGUGCAUGCACAAAGACCUAGACAGCUGGCUUUUCGGGAAGGAGAUGGAACUCAGCCUGUCACGCCAACAUCUGUGAAAACUCCGACGCAUGGUAGCCGCACGCCGACAACUCCGAAAGGCUCCGAGGCUUCAAGACGUAAGGAAAGAAGCCGCAGCAAGUCACCAUUCAGGAGCUUCCGCUGGAGAAAGUCCGCCAAGUCGCCGAGUUUAGAUCGCAGUGGCGUGAGUGAUGAUGAGCACAGUAUUCCUGAACCGCGAAGUCCGGGUGACGACGAGUUCGAAGGGCCGUUGCAGCGAAAGCACGAAUGGGAAAGUACGACGAAGAAAGCGUCCAAUCGCUCUUGGGACAAGGUGUACAUGGUCGUACGCGGGCAGAGCUUAUGUGUAUAUAAAGAUCAAAAGUCGUACAAAGCCUCGCCCGAUCAACCGUACAAAGGAGAGGCUCCUCUUGACUUACGAGGCGCGACUAUUACCGUAGCGAGUGAUUACACUAAGAAGAAACAUGUCUUCCGAGUAAAGUCGCAAAGCGGAUCCGACUUCCUGUUCCAGGCCAAAGACGAUACCGAAAUGAACGACUGGGUGUCCGCAUUAAAUCAAGCGGCACAAGGAACAUCAGGUGCAGGCACAUCUAGGGCUCACACCUUGCCAGCUCCGACACAAGCCGAAACUAAGCGACGUAGUUUCUUCACUCUCAAGAAAAACUAAACUGGAGCAGUGAAGUACGGUGCAAAGCCGCUCGUAAUGCGUCUGCACAACAUCGUGUUUGUGAGAAAUGAUUUCGUCGCUCUACGUGGUUAAAGCAACGCUAAUAUAAAAUUAGAGAAGACAUGGCCAGAUGGUGUUAUGAAAUGAAUUGAAGGACGGAGAUUGAACGGGUCUUUGAAAACGCCUACUUUCGAAGAACGGAGAUAUUUAACGGUUAUAUGUUGAUAUUUACAAGUGUAGGCUAUUGAAAGUCUAAUUAAAUUCGGUUCUUCAAUAAAUUUUGGACACUUUGCAAUAUUGCUAGUUGAAGAACAAGCGACAUUUUUCAUGUCCCAUGUUAGCGUGAUCAGACUUUUGACGGGAUUUAAUUACAUUCUUACGUAUAUAUGUAUAUGUAGUCACGCAUUAAGACGCACGAUCAUUUUCUUGUCACGGAAACGAUGUCUUCUGUGUGGUAUGAAGUAUUUUAUAAGUUGCUGCGAUGUUUUUACACACGGCAAUUUUUUUUAAGAACGUUAUUGAUCGAUAGAAGACGAUAAUUUGAUCUUGUUGAGUCCGCAACGAACGUGGAUUGGAGGAGAUAUAUCUUAGAUAUGAUUUACUAUGAUUUUUAUAAUUAUUCUCUAUGAUGAGUAUGCAGAUUUUUUAAAUGUUUUUUUUAUGCAUUUUAUUUGCAUUUUACGUGAGUUCUCGUGUUCAGAGCAGAUAUAAUCUCCGACAAUGUUGAGAGGACGUUGAGAACGAUUCCAGCCGUAUUGAUUGCUUAGGAUAUAUCGCUUUCGUUAUCAUAUUAUUGCACCGCAGUAUUUUAUUUGACUUCUUUUCCUGCAAACGUGUCUGUUUGCGUUCGGAUGACUGCCAUAUAUUUUAAGAGCCACACUAACUUGGGACAUAAUAUUAUAUAAACUAGCUUUUAACAAAUUGUUAAAUAUGCAGCGCCCUAAGGGAAUAACGCAUUGAAGAAUUAUAAAGAAAAAUGUAAUAACUAACAAGAGAGAGUUUCCCCCCCGUCCCUCCCUUUCCCUCACACGAUCCCGUAUAUCACACGAUUCUACAGAAUUACAAGAGCAUUUAAGAAAAUAUUCUGGACUCGCGCAAAUGGUACAGUUUGUAUUAAGUGAGCGCUUACGGUAAAUUAUUAUAGCCGUAUUAUAUCACUGUUGCGAAUCAUUUUUGUAUCUCACUUGAUUCCGACUCGACAUUUGGCGUGACUACGCGGACAUUACUCUUUUUGUAAUUGUUAACUUUUUUAAUAUUUAUCACCAUCUUGUUUUCUUUUUCUUCAUAGAGUAUAGUCUCUAUUUGGAAGUUUUAAGAGCUCCUCUUUGCUUCGAAAAAAACUUUUAGUUUAGUGUAUCUUGGAGGAAUUGUAACUGGUUUUUUUUAGUAAACGCGCGAGAAAAUGGUACGUUUUAUUCGCUUUUCGACUCGAUGCGACUCGAUCAAUCAAUCGAUCCGGUGUGUGUACUUUGUCUCUUUGAAAAAUAAACUGCGAUAUAGUAUCCGAUUCUGUGACUCAAAUAUGUGGGAUAUUUAAGUUCAUAUAGAAAUUGUAUGGUCAGCUAAGCUUAAUUGCCAAGAGACUUGUAUAUACGGAGCUAUAUACACACUCAGACACACACAUAUACAUUAUGUCCGCGGGAGUAAUUCUAAUCAAAAUCGAUCGUACACCCGCUUUUAUAAUUUCGUGCAUGUGCAUUUAGCGAAGAACAUUGAAUAUCAGAGUCGCAUUGCUAAGCAGACACAACAUUUGGUAUGUCAUAGCUAUGUGUUUUAUAUAUAAAUAUAUCUAUAAAUAUAUAAAUACAGAACGAUGAAGAGUAUUAAAUUAUAAGAAAUAAAAAUUAUUAUAAUAGAUUAUAUAUAAAUAUAUAUAAAAUAAUUGUCGAAUUUUUGACAUGACGUGAUUUUUUUCGUUUUAAAACGACCUUCCCCCGCACGUAUUUCCAAUAAACGUCUCGAGAUACAUUAUCAGUGAUUAUUAGCGAGAUUAAAUGCAAAUCUCUUCGAGCAUUUUCAUCUGACGAGGUCGCUUUGAUACGAAAAAAAUAUGCAUCAUUAAAUACUCGCUUAAAUUUAACGUUUGGUUGUACAUUUCAGAUUGUUACUCUCGAUACAUUAGAACGCAUUUGCAGUACAGUAUAUUCUCCAACGAAAAAAAGUACUCUCGUUUCUAUUUAUAUCUAAUCGCAUUAUCGGCUCUUGAUUCCGUCUUCGCUUGUAAAACGGAUUUGAUAUUCUCGCUUCAUUCUUAUAUCAUUGUCAUCGUGCGAGACGCGAAAAUGUGUAAUUGUACGCGCCGAUUACUUUUACCCUCGAUACCUUCGUUAAGGUCAACGUGUAAUUUUUUAAUGUGCCUUUUUACAGCUUCGUUGAAAAAUAAAAAUGCGAUCAAGUAUCAAACGUGA